AACACUGGAGGUCAGUGAUUGCUCGACUCUACCAUCAAUUCUGUGUUUGUUGACGGGAGUUUGGCCAUUCAUCUUCCUAAUAAACUGUGUGCAACACAUAUUUCGGAAAAUUCCACAACAGUCACAAACUAGUCAGGUAAUUCUCUUCAUAGCCAUGUCUUCCUUAGAGACAAUUCAAGGUAUGUGGUUGAGUGUCGUUCAGUGCUCUUCAUACAAGAUGAUAGUUACCGCAAGAGCUAUUGGAACAUGUCUCUGCCUACUCGUAGCGCACGUAUUUUCAACAGAUGCCAAUUACGUAGUCACAGACAAAUGGGGUCAGGAAUAUUGUCGCCCAUCGUACUGUGCCCUUAUGGAUAGCGAAGGAUGGUUAAGAUGCUGUGAAAGGUACAAGAAGUGUUGCGCUUAUGCAGAUAUGAUCGGUGGAAGGAUUGCAGACCCCUUUGCUUUUGAAAAGCCAAAGCCUGUUCAUGUGACGGUACCUCGGACUACUCCUGCUCCUACAACGACUCCAACAACAACCAAAUCAGAGGAAACUACCCAAGAUUUAGGAGGACCCAUCGAGUUACUCCCACCGGCCAUAGCUGACGGGGCAGCCAGACACGACCAGUCAGGGCGUCCUGCCAACUUGAGGCUCUCAAGCCUUGACAUGGUCAAGCCAGUGACCCUUGAGGACGAAAGACAGCGCAAGCCCAGCAAACCCAGCAAAAAUGACGUCACGUUUUUCUUGCCACCUGUGCAUCCCCACGUGCAAGAAAUGAGGCUAGAGGAACACCGAAGGGAAGCAUGUAGGCCCAAGUUCUGUGCUUUAAUGGAUCUUCACCAGUGGCAAAACUGUUGUUUCCGUUACAAGAACUGCUGCGCUUAUGUCGACCAUUACGCUUACCUAGAGAAUCCUUUCUACUUCGAGACAGUGAAUCCUUUCUACUUCGAGGCAGAACUUCCUGGAAAAACUCAACCAGCGAAGCGGCACAAUGUUUGAAGAAGCACUUUGGAUACUGGAAGAUGGUUGCAGUGCACUGUUCGUAAAUUUGCUAUGAUUUUUGCAUAGUUAUGAUUUUAUUUAUGUAUUUUAAAUGCCUGAUUUGGAUGUACUUUGUCCAGUCGCAGUUGUAUAAAGAUGUUUAUAUUUCCUUGUCCUUGAUUUUGGCUGUAUCUGUGAGUUGUGAUUCUUUCUGGCGAAAGAAAUUUGUAAGACUGUUUUAGCUUCAGGAAUUUCCCUUUUCUUUCUUAUUCUAAAAGAUAUGAAGGAAGCUUACGUUUCAUUGGUUUGUAACCCAUUUAAGUUCGUGUCCAGUCUCACUCAACUUUAAAAAUUUAUACGUACACAUUACAUAUAUAUAUAUAUUAUAUAUAUGUAAAGUAUACACACAUAUAUACAUAAAUUUACAUACAUAAUACAUAUGCAUACGUACAUAUAAUUGUAAUAACCAGGAUGCCCUCCUAACUUUUAAAUUUCUAUACAUUUUUUGACACAUUUAUCACUACAAAGCCAUAACCUUGCAUUUGGAUAUAAGGCCAUGUGGACACAAGCGUAUCCAAAAAAUGUGAAGAAUUCUUGAAGUCCAAAAAAUGUGAAGAAUUCGAGAAGUACAGAGGACAUUAAAGAUAUCUCACACACACAUAAAUGAAGAAUUUUAUAUGGAAACUAAUUAUUAUAGCUAGUAUUUAAUAUAUAAACUUUACAACCAUAUAUUGAUAUGGAUGAUACAUAAGCUCUUUUAAUUACAAGCUUCCUUCAAAUAAAUAUUAAAUUUGAAAGCUUUAAAAUGUCACAGGUGUCUUUUAAAAUGUGUUUCUUGAUUUUUCUUUAGUCUAAACUAUGUAAGGUUAAUUAUCAUAUUGUUAUUCAUUGUAUGAAAAACAUAUUUAACAAAAAAAAGCAAAAAUAUUUUUUUUUUAUAAAGAAGGCUUUGCCUUUUUGUAACAAGCAACCUGGUGCACUGGCUAUUUCAAAUUUUUAUAUCCCCGCAUUAUGAAGCCCUCCAAUAUUUUAAAAAUAUAUUCAUAUUAUAUAUUUGAUGUAUACUUAAUAAAUAUUUAUAUCAAAUAAGCGUAAGUGUGAAAGUACAAAAAAGCUGGACAUUACUUACUAUUACUGUAUAAGGAAAAUAAAGUAUAUAAAGAAUAUAUUUUAGGUAAUACAAUGUGAAAUAUAUGAUUGGUAAUACGCAA
Messenger RNA from Macrobrachium nipponense, 2172 nucleotides. RefSeq lists its product as uncharacterized. The coding region runs from base 155 to 979 and encodes 274 amino acids. NCBI's taxonomy places the organism in Eukaryota, Metazoa, Arthropoda, Malacostraca, Decapoda, Palaemonidae. The record is from RefSeq and is a predicted model, not a curated record. The transcript has 9 exons.